AUGUCUUUUGCCGAACUGUACGUGCUUGCCUCCAAAGUGAGGUCGAAGCUUACGCGAGAGGCCUCCAACCCUAAAACUAGUCUCCGCCUGUUGGUGCUUCAGGCCAACAUGUUGGACAACUUGAUGGAUCACAUUGCGGUCGAGACAGAGAAGAAGAAGAAGGCCACAGCAGCAGCAGCUACUAGCCGUGCCCCACGCGUCUCAUUUUCUUUGCCUGAGAAGCCCAAGGUGGCGCCUGUGGCUGGCCCCUCGAUCACCGAGUACGAGAUCGACUACGACUCUGCGUCUGACUCAGACGAGGAUGACUACUAUGACGACUUUGAGCUGGCUGCCGCCGGCAACAACUCUAAUGCCGUGUACUACUCGGGCUCUGACGAGGAUGAGAGCGAGUCCGACUCGGAUGACUACUACUACUACCUGUCUGACGAAGAAGAGGAAGACGCGGAAGAAGAGUACCGCCUCACGCCUUCCCUGUCGUACAGGCAGCUUUCCGAUUUGCGCAGCUUUGAAAUGCCUCUUCACAGAACGCUAUCGGUCAUUGAAGAGGAAGCUGAGGAGGAUAUGCCUGAGUUGGCGAGAUCGACGCUGGUGUCUGACCUGGACUCUGAGAUUGAAGACACCACCUCUGCCAACUCGAAUGCUAACGCUAACGUCACCGUUGCUACCAGUGACGAGCACUUGGUGCACGAGGAGCCCCUUCCAUCGUUGAAGACAGGACCCGUGGUGGAUCUACCUGCGUCCACGAUGGUGACUCACCACCCUCACUCUCCAAGCCAUGUGAGACACGACGCCGUGUAUCUGAUAGAGCACGUCUUCUAG
Messenger RNA from Candidozyma auris, 819 nucleotides. RefSeq lists its product as uncharacterized. NCBI's taxonomy places the organism in Eukaryota, Fungi, Ascomycota, Pichiomycetes, Serinales, Metschnikowiaceae. The record is from RefSeq and is a predicted model, not a curated record. The coding region runs from base 1 to 819 and encodes 272 amino acids. The transcript has a single exon.